Xyrauchen texanus (razorback sucker) is the source of this 1236-nucleotide messenger RNA. RefSeq names its product GAR1 homolog, ribonucleoprotein (gene gar1). Gene Ontology annotation, biological process: ribosome biogenesis; snoRNA guided rRNA pseudouridine synthesis. NCBI's taxonomy places the organism in Eukaryota, Metazoa, Chordata, Actinopteri, Cypriniformes, Catostomidae. The record is from RefSeq and is a predicted model, not a curated record. Gene Ontology annotation, molecular function: box H/ACA snoRNA binding. The transcript is spliced from 7 exons. Bases 138 to 818 code for a protein of 226 amino acids. Gene Ontology annotation, cellular component: box H/ACA snoRNP complex.
UCUUCCGUGUUUACGACAGUCUUUGAGCCUGUAAUCAUUUACGGCAGAUAACGUAGUCACAUGUGUUUCCAGAGUCAACAGCGUGCUUGGUGAUAGAAGUCCAAAAUAGACCGUUUUUAAAGUUUUGUUAUAUCAUUAUGUCAUUCGGCGGUGGUCGUGGAGGGGGUCGUGGCGGUGGCUUCAACAGAGGUGGGGGACGGGGCGGCGGAUUCGGUGGUGGACGAGGCGGCGGAUUCGGUGGUGGACGAGGCGGCGGAUUUGGUGGUGGUCGAGGGGGCAGAGGUGGAUUCAGACAGCAAGACUUUGGCCCACCGGAAUAUGUUGUCGCCCUAGGAGAGUUUAUGCACCCCUGUGAAGAUGAAAUUGUCUGCAGAUGUGUGACAGAGGAAAACAAAGUUCCCUACUUCAAUGCUCCUGUAUACCUUGAAAACAAAGAACAGAUUGGAAAAGUAGACGAGAUCUUUGGGCAGCUUCGCGACUUUUAUUUUUCAGUCAAACUGUCUGAAAAUAUGAAGGCAUCCUCUUUCAAGAAGUUACAGAAGUUCUACAUUGAUCCAAUGAAGCUGCUGCCCCUCCAAAGAUUCCUCCCCAGGCCUCCAGGUGAGAAGGGGCCUUCUCGAGGAGGAAGAGGUGGAGGUGGGAGAGGAGGUGGAUUCCGUGGUGGACGUGGAGGAGGAGGAUUCCGUGGUGGACGUGGAGGAGGAGGAUUUGGUGGACGAGGAGGAGGAGGAUUCGGUGGAGGUGGCAGAGGAGGUGGUGGUGGGUUCAGGGGAGGUAGAGGUGGAGGUAGCGGACGUGGAUUCAGAGGUGGAAGAUGAUGAAGGCCUUAAAGGAAUCGGAUAUAUUGUUUUAUCUUCAGAGGAGGCUUCCAAAGAGACGCCAGAAGCAGCAUUUGGGGCCUUACACAGUCUUUGGACUCUGUUCAUUGAUGCCUCUCUUGUACAGCUGAAGUUUUUACUCUGUUUUGUACCAUAUUUGUAUUUUUUUUUCAGCAGUUACAUUGUAUUUGGUGUAUUAAUAGGGCUAUUUUUUUAAGUUGACAUGUUUGUGUACAAGAUGGCAGGUGUCUCCCACAAAAACUUCACUUGUUGGUUUGUUUCCACUUGUGUUUACACAUUGUGGUGCCAACUUGGUGAUUAUCUACAGCGUCUCUUAAGUUACAUUGCUGUAUUGUAAUUGACAUCUGAAUUUCUGUCAGCUUUGGAAUAACCAUGUAUUUGCUCAUUAAAAUCUAUG